GGCUAUCGAGUGGUCUCCUCUUCACUAUCCGAUGACGAUGUCACAGUCGUUGUGUGCUCGGUGCUCUUCUUCGCUGCCUUUUUCAUAGCUGUAUUUACUCAAUAUCGAGCUGAAGCCUCAGUAUGUCGGGUAAUAUUUCGAUGUUGGACGACGAAUAGAAACUGGACCAUUCGGCAUUACGAUAUAAGAGACGACCCCGAGAUGUUAGCACAUCGACAAGCACGAGGUGUACUAGUGGUGGAUCCACCUGUUGUAAAGAUAGCACGACCAGAUGGAUCUGCUAAAGUCGAAAAUCGCCUCACAGUUGCUAGCCGACAACUGCCAAUAACUGUCAUGGAAACGCGAUGA
Messenger RNA from Cylicostephanus goldi, 348 nucleotides. NCBI's taxonomy places the organism in Eukaryota, Metazoa, Nematoda, Chromadorea, Rhabditida, Strongylidae. The record is from the annotation of a GenBank genome assembly.